AUGCUGGUCGAGAAACACAAAAGAGUCAUUUCAUUUUCCGAUAACAUGGAACGGCUCUUCUCUUUUAUCGCAUUAAUGCAAGUUGUUUGGAAUACCUUAGUUAUUUGUUGUCUAGGAUUUGCCUUCAUAAUGUCUAUUCAUAAUAAAACUGGUGUUUUUGCAUUAAUGAAAGCUGUUUUUGCUUAUCUUGCCAUAACGUUGGAAGCUUUCAUUAUUUGUUUUGCCGGAGAAUAUCUUAGUUACAAGGGCAAAUUAAUUGCUAAUGCAACAUAUGGAACAAUGUGGUAUGAUAUGCCGUCAAGUUACGGUAAAAUUAUAGUGUUUAUAAUAAUGAGAUCACAAAAGCGACUGGCGAUUACGGCAGGGAAAAUGAUGGAUAUGUCAUUUGAAACUUUUACGACUAUUAUGAAGGCGUCAGCAUCAUACGUAUCUGUUUUGAUUGCUAUGUAUUGA
Molecule: messenger RNA, 453 nt
Organism: Trachymyrmex septentrionalis
Lineage: Eukaryota; Metazoa; Arthropoda; Insecta; Hymenoptera; Formicidae
Product: putative odorant receptor 92a
Exons: 4
Coding region: 1-453 (150 amino acids)
Biological process (GO): detection of chemical stimulus involved in sensory perception of smell; sensory perception of smell
Cellular component (GO): plasma membrane
Molecular function (GO): odorant binding; olfactory receptor activity
Source: RefSeq, a predicted model, not a curated record